Molecule: messenger RNA, 2352 nt
Organism: Penicillium olsonii
Lineage: Eukaryota; Fungi; Ascomycota; Eurotiomycetes; Eurotiales; Aspergillaceae
Source: the annotation of a GenBank genome assembly
AUGCCUGUCGUCAAAGGAGGUGUCUGGACCAACAUCGAGGAUGAGGUGCUUCGGGCUGCAGUCUCCAAAUAUGGACUGAACCAAUGGGCUCGAGUAUCCUCGUUGCUCGCCCGUAAAACACCCAAGCAGUGCAAGGCGCGUUGGAUCGAAUGGCUGGACCCUGGCAUUCGCAAGACAGAGUGGUCGCGACAGGAGGAUGAGAAACUGCUGCACCUUGCUAAGUUGAUGCCAACGCAAUGGCGCACAAUUGCCCCCAUCGUCGGACGAACCGCCACACAAUGUCUUGAACGCUACCAGAAGCUCUUGGACGAAGCUGAGUCCCGCGAAAAUGACGAGCUCGGACUGGGAGGACCUGGCGAGGAGAGCGCUGCGCCCAGUGCGGACGAUGUCCGCCGACUACGACCUGGUGAACUGGACCCCGACCCUGAAUCCAAGCCCGCCCGUCCCGACACAAUCGAUUUGGAUGAAGACGAAAAAGAAAUGCUGAGCGAAGCCCGUGCUCGUCUUGCUAACACACAGGGUAAGAAGGCCAAGCGCAAGGCUAGAGAGCGUCAACUGGAGGAGUCUCGGCGAAUGGCUGUCCUACAGAAGCGUCGCGAACUCAAGAACGCCGGUAUCAACGUUAAGGUUGUGACACGGAAGCCCGGCCAGAUGGAUUACAACGCAGACAUUCCAUUUGAAAAACCCGCAGCUCCGGGAUUCUACGACACAAUCGAAGAACAAAACCAAAAUGAGCGCCAGCGUGAGGCCUUUGACCCGCGGAAGCAGCAAUUGGCAAAUAAGAGAAAGGGUGACCAGGAUGAUGACGCGGAGCGCAAAAAGCGCAAGAACGACAAAUCAAGUGCGUCGGCUGCUUCAGCAGCUGCUCAGCGAGCCGGGCAAAUGCAGAAGAUCCGUGAGGCUGAGCAGAGCACCAAGCGAUCAGCGCUGAGUUUACCCGCACCCCAGGUCGGUGAAGGCGAGAUGGAGGAUAUCAUCAAGAUGGGAUUGGCAGGCGAACGAGCCAGCCAAUUGACAGGCGAUGAGGACUUUACCCAGGGCCUGCUAGGGAACUACUCCACCUCUCUUCUUGGGGAGACUCCUAUCAGAACCCCACGAGCUGCCCCACAAGAGGAUCAUAUUGCCAACGAGAUCAAGAAUAUUCGGGCUCUUAACGAGACACAGUCUUCUCUCCUUGGAGGAGAAAACACACCACUGCAUCAGGGUAACGCAUCAACUGGCUUUGACGGUAUUGCGCCUCGGGCGCAGAACAUCGUCACCCCCAAUCCCAUGGCCACCCCGUUCCGCCAGCCAAAUGGUAUGGGUGCCACACCCGGACCUAGCGCUACACCCUUGCGCACACCCCGCGACCACUUCUCCCUGAACCAAGGUGGGCAGAUCAUUGGCAGCACACCCCGAGACAUCAAAAAUCACGAGUCUUUUGUUCGCCAGCAGCUUCGCGGAAAAUUGGCUUCCCUCCCCAAGCCGAAGACAUCCGAAUGGUCGUUCGAUGAAAUUCCAGAUGAGACCGCCGAGCCCACUUUGUCGAUGGAGUUAAGUGAAGAGGACGCGGCUGAGCGUGAUCGCCGCGAACAAGAGGCCCGAGACAAGGCCGCAAAGGCCGAGUUCAAGCGUCAAUCACAAGUAUACCAACGAGGUCUGCCCCGACCCGCCGUUCUGGAUCUGAACGCUUUGGUCCAACGCGCCUCUCAAGUCACCGGCGCCAUUGAAGGCUUAAUUGCCAACGAAGCUGCCGCCUUGAUCGCACAUGACUCCCGAAAAUUCCCUGUUCCCGGAGCUCAGGUCGAAGGCAAGGCACCGAAGUUGCACCAACUUGACGAUCGAUUUUUGGAUGCAGCACGGGCUUCAAUUGCUGCCGAGAUUGCUUCCGAGGCGCAACAGUCCGAAUGGCAAGAUAAGUUUGACGAUGGCUGGUCCUCGGCUCGCGCCAAAUCACUGCCUGGCCUUGAGAAUUACGAAGAUGAUGAACAGGAUGCAUCCCGAGAAGAACAAAAAUUCAUUGGUGCCUUUGACACCGUCCAAACGGCCCUGUUUGCCACUGCUGAGCGUGGAAACAAGCUCGAGAAGAAGUUGUCUUUACAUUAUGGUGGAUAUCAAAACCGCGCCAAAACGCUGCGGUCAAAAAUCUCGGAGGCUGGAGCUGCCCUGCCCGCGGCUACAAAUGAGCUCGACGCCUUCCGCACACUUCAAAUCUCUGAAGAGGCGGCCUUGCCUCGACGACUGGAAGGCCUUCGGGAGGCUGUUUCAUUUGUGAUGCGGCGUGAGCGUGAGGCCCAAGAAGUGUACAGGAGCCGGAAGGAGGAACUCGAUGAGCUUGUUGCUGGCACUGCCACCAUCAAUGGAUGGCGCUAG